GCUGAGCGUUCCAGAGCAGGACUGCAGUGCACGCCGCCAGCCUCGCUCGCUGCAUUGUGCGCUCGUGGGAUGGGGCGGCUGGCCCGAGGCGGGCGGCUGGCCACGCAAGCGAAGCAGCACCAGAAAGAUCAGCUCAGCUGAAGCUGCCGUUGCUGGCUGGCUGCGUCAGGAUGUUGUUUUAAAGGUUUCUGAAUCAGUGCACAUCUCUUCCAGAUACAAGGAGAACGAACUCCCAAGAAAUCCGCAUGUUUGAGGCUCCCCCUCUGCAAUGGCAUCUUGGCCUGUGCUGGCCUGGGUCCUGCUCAUCCGUUUCAUUGCUGAUUACCUGAAUGGAAUUCAAGCCCGGGAGUUCACAGUGAAAGAUAUUGUCUACCUUCAUCCUUCAACUACUCCGUAUCCUGGGGGAUUCAAGUGUUUCACCUGUGAAGAAGCAGUCGACAACUAUGACUGCAACCAGUGGGCUCCAGAUAUCUAUUGCCCAAGAGCUACACGAUACUGCUAUACUCAACACACGCUGGAAGCCAAUGGAAAGAGUGUAUCUGUUACCAAGCGCUGUGUUCCUCUGGAGGAUUGCCUGUCUACAGGAUGCAUAGAUCUCCAGCAUAAGGGUUUGAAGGUCUGCACUUCGUGUUGUGAGGGAAACAUCUGUAACUUGCCGUUACCCAGAAAUUCAAGCGAUGCCAUAUUUGCGACAACAACUCCCAUAAAUCACACACAGAGACAUUUGCAAAGUGUACCAGUCAUAAUGGCAUGUCUCCUGCUAGUUUUUGCUACGUAGACAUCCCAAGAUAAAGUGCCACUUACAUAUUGAGAAAAGCAUUCAAGGAUGAAAGUAUUUAUGAAUACAUAUGACUUUAAUUUAAUAUAUGUUUUUAAACCCUUCUUUCUUAGUGACAUUUCUAAAGUCAGCUGUCUUGAAUUCCUUUUAGCCUUGGCUGAUUAAAAAGCCUUUGUUUUAA
This is a messenger RNA of Podarcis muralis (Common wall lizard), 959 nucleotides long. RefSeq names its product LY6/PLAUR domain containing 6 (gene LYPD6). Gene Ontology annotation, biological process: positive regulation of canonical Wnt signaling pathway. Lineage: Eukaryota; Metazoa; Chordata; Lepidosauria; Squamata; Lacertidae. Gene Ontology annotation, molecular function: acetylcholine receptor inhibitor activity. The record is from RefSeq and is a predicted model, not a curated record.